This is a messenger RNA of Neurospora tetrasperma FGSC 2508, 551 nucleotides long. RefSeq lists its product as uncharacterized. Bases 24 to 551 code for a protein of 175 amino acids. NCBI's taxonomy places the organism in Eukaryota, Fungi, Ascomycota, Sordariomycetes, Sordariales, Sordariaceae. The record is from RefSeq and is a predicted model, not a curated record. The transcript is spliced from 5 exons.
CCAGGCGCUGACCAUUCAGCCAUAUGGGCUAUGUACGACUGAUGGAUUACACGGCGCACGAACCAAGCAGACAAAGCCCGGCCAAACUGCCGCCGUCAGCCCCUGCCUGCAUUCGUACGAUUGUCUGUGAAUGGGUAAUCCUCUCCGUAUCCCGCACCUGGGAAGUCCCAACCCCGGGCAACCGAGACUCUGGAACCCCGCCCAACACUGGCUUGACGGGAACGAGAAGCAAGGGGCUGACCUGCCCGAGAUGUUCCGCAACCUGGCUGGGAGUAACCUUGCUGGGAACAGUCGCAACUUUGGGCAACAUGAGGCGGAAGCAAGGAGAUUCAGGGCGAACAGCCACUCAUCUCGCCCCGUGUAUUGUGUCACGGACGUCCGAAGGCCACAUAAGAAGAUCAGAUACCAUGAAUUCCAAAAGGGAAAUCACGUUGGAUAAGACGCUCGUUCUGAUUGGAUGGAUGUUCGAGAAUGGCGAUGGCCUAUCGGUGACCAGCCCCCUCAGUAAGAGAGGGGAACACGGUCUCAGUUUAGAAAGUCACAAGGCCUAG